Messenger RNA from Naegleria fowleri, 789 nucleotides. RefSeq lists its product as uncharacterized. NCBI's taxonomy places the organism in Eukaryota, Heterolobosea, Eutetramitea, Acrasida, Naegleriidae. The record is from RefSeq and is a predicted model, not a curated record. The transcript has 2 exons. The coding region runs from base 1 to 789 and encodes 262 amino acids.
AUGAUCAUCAACAAUUGGUCUCAAGUGAUUGCUAAAACUCGCGAAAUGGUCCGAGGUGUCAUGUCCCAAUACGAUGGUUCUCAUGAUUUUCAUCAUGUAGAGCGAGUGGUGAAAAUGGCCAAAUUUAUUGCACACAAAGAGUUGGCUUUACCAACCUCCGAUGUUUCAACUCUUUCACCUUCCAUAUUGGAAAAAUUACAAGUCAUUGAAUUGGCCGCUUAUUUGCAUGAUGUGAAUGAUCAUAAAUAUGUACAGCCCAAUCAACACGGUCAAAACAAGGCACAAAGAGCGAUUGAAGAGCAUUUAUCACAAUUACUAGUUCCUGAAAAUAUUAUUGACAGAGUUCAAUAUGUUGUGGAUAACAUUUCAUUCUCAAAGGAAGUCAAGAGAAUGCAAGAAAAUAAGGAAUAUGUGGAUGAAUUACCGAUCGAAUUGAAAAUAGUCCAAGAUAGUGACCGAUUGGAUGCCCUUGGAGCCAUUGGUGCAGCUCGUUGUCUCGUGUUCAGCGGCUCAAAACAAAGAGCCAUCUACAUUCCUGAGGAUGAGAAAUUCGUUUCCUCAUGCACCACUCCUAGUGACAUGUUCCAACAAAAACUUGAAAUGAAUCCAAUGCCAACUGUCUCAGCCACCGAUGAUUCUGCCAUUCAACAUUUUUAUGAUAAAUUGUUUCACUUGGAUCGCAUGAUGAAAACAAACACUGGAAAAGAGCUUGCCAAGAAACGCAUUCAACACAUGAAAACAUUCAUUGAGGAUUUAUACGAAGAGUUGUACUUUGAAGAGAAUUUAUAA